This is a messenger RNA of Colletotrichum navitas, 1464 nucleotides long. RefSeq lists its product as uncharacterized. The record is from RefSeq and is a predicted model, not a curated record. The transcript has 4 exons. Bases 1 to 1464 code for a protein of 487 amino acids. Lineage: Eukaryota; Fungi; Ascomycota; Sordariomycetes; Glomerellales; Glomerellaceae.
AUGCGCACAGACGACCCCAAGGGGCUAGCCAAGCAUGUUAACCAUGUCGAACCCGUGCACAAGAUUCUUGAGUACUACGGAUGGAGGGAUGAGGGCGAGGUUGGCGAAGAAGCCUGGAUCCCCACAUGGAACAGCGGUGGCCAAUUUAAGGCUUGGAUAUCCACCAAUUCAAAGAAUUCCAGACAAGCUGCCGCUCAUGCUGAUGCCGAGCCCAUGCUGCCAGAGACGGAGACGGUGGUGGUGCCUGUUGACGGCCAUCAGCCCAGGUGCAGGUUCAUCCAAGGCGACGACACGCCGACGGAUGAGAACCCUGCGGUUCCUGAACGCGCCCUCGCCUCAUGCGCGGUCCCUGGCAUGGUGACCAAUGACCCUUUUAUCACCAGACAGACAGACAGAAGACGAUGGAACUGUCAUGCUUGUCCUCGACUACUCGUCGCCGUCCGCUCGUCUCUACCCACUUGGCUGAGCACUUCAGCGUCAUCCGCUUCUCGGUUCGCUUUCCCGGCCUCCGCUAGUCUCUUACGUCUUCAUCUUGUCCGGGGUCCCCCUUCGUCUUCUACCUCGUUCUCGCCCCCGCCUGAAUACCAUGACGACGAAGACGUCCAAAUAGAGUCCCGUAGCCAGAGCUUUGAACUCUGCUUCCAUGCCGACUUUGCCGGCAAGCCCGACCCCAUCUCACUGCACUUGUUCUCCUCCUCCUCUUCCUCUCCCAUCUUAUCCCCGUCCUCCAUCAUAUCCGACGCCAGAAGUGUCGUCUUAUAUCGAUAUAAGCCGGCGCCCUUGUUGAAGACGCCGCCGCCGCCCUUCUACAUCCACGAACUGCCCCAACUCCUCAACCUGACCGAUGCCAAAGAUACCAAGGCAUCAUCACCAUCUGUCCUGUUGCUGCUUUUCAUACCCUCUGCCGACUUCCUCCUCAUCGGUCUGAUUGUCUAUUACCUACUAGGCUUCCCUUCACCUUACAUCUCUUCUUCCCCCUUCUCGUUCGGCAUUGCCGGCCAUGCCCCCCCUUCUUCAACCUAUCUCGUCCGCAUUGAAGGCACCUCGAUCGAGCCUGUCAACCUCCAUCACGAGCUCCUGCCUAUCGAAAGUAAGAACUUUUCGCUCUCGACUCAAGUCCCCAAUGUUUUCGCCGAUGAGGGGCUGCCGCCGCUCCUCGGCGAGUUUGACCGUGUUGCUGGCUAUACGUGCCAGGACGCCUCAGUCUACAUGGCCUCUCGGCCCGUUUAUGCUGCUGCUGCUGCUGCUGCUGCUGCUGGGAAUGUGUCAGAGAACCUAGAUGCUGACAUCAGACUUCUCUGUUACUCAGUCCAGAUCCACAUACACAACGCCAUCUUCCCCUGGAGCCGACUGCUUAAUACCGACCCCAACCGUUCAUCAAACACAAACCUCCUCUUUACUGCAUCGUUGCUGAGUGACGCUACCGAGGCUGGUGCCAAUUAUAGGGCUAUUGCCCGCGCGUAA